Messenger RNA from Drosophila ficusphila, 1069 nucleotides. RefSeq lists its product as uncharacterized. The record is from RefSeq and is a predicted model, not a curated record. Lineage: Eukaryota; Metazoa; Arthropoda; Insecta; Diptera; Drosophilidae. The transcript is spliced from 2 exons. Bases 318 to 932 code for a protein of 204 amino acids.
UUCAAUCUAAUUCAUAAAAUUCAAGAAAAUUAAACACUGCUAACACGUAUAAUGAGUAACAAUUUUUAAACACUCGAUACACGAACACUUUAAAGGGUAAACACAAAAGAAGCCUAAUUGUACAAUUGUACAUUAAAAUACAGUCGCCGCCAAAGGUGUUAACUAACCCCUAUCAAAACCCACUGAGAACCACAUUCGAUUUAAGAGUGUACUGAGAUCGUUGUCAGAUCGAGAUUUGAGUUUAAAAAAGCUGUCCCAAAAGUUGGCCAGUCGUAGAUCGAAAGUGAAGUCAAGAAACAAUUCAAGUACUGGAGACAAUGUCAGAGGAGCACAUCAACGCAUCGACCAGUGAAUUUGCACGGGAGGUGGGUGGCGCCCAAUCGUUACCGAGCGCCCCACCGCCCACUCUCGGUGCCACGCCCCCCUGUUCGCUGGCGCAAAUGACCGCUGGGAGUCGCACACUUGACCGCCGCCUCAAUCCCAACGCGCCUGUGUUUGUACCCGAUUUCAAGGCCAGCCAAGUGGCCCAAAAACUCUUCGAUCAGUUAUCGCCCUACACUCGUUGGAGCACGGCUUCGUCGGAGGACCUGUCUUACGGACCCCGCUACGAUUCCAUCUGGCGCGAGGCUAGCGUCCAGGAUCCGCCGGUCCAUCCCCAUCCUCGUUUCGAUUAUAGUCUGGAUCCUGAUGAGGAAGAGGUCGUGGAACUGGAGUUCGACGAGCAUCAGGCCAUGAACAUCGGAGCCGAGUCCUAUGAUCCCAAAGCAGGCUGCACAGGAAUCAGCCUGGCAAUGGAGAUCCGCGAAGUUGUGGAUGAUAUUCCGCCACAAUUGGAGGCUGAAUUAGAGGCCGCAAUUGAUGCGGAUAAACGCAAUAGGUUUCAAAACCGUCGCUCCUCCAAAGCGGCAAAGGCAUGCUGUCUGGUCAUGUAGACAAGGACUAGAAAAUGUAAUUCGUAUUCGAUUUACACCUAAAUGUAUACUCAUUAAAACGUUGUUUACUCUUAAUAACUUAAUUUUUUUUAUAGGAACAAUUAAGCAUGAAUAAAUAACAAAAUACAAAAAUGUUA